Messenger RNA from Rotaria sp. Silwood1, 1323 nucleotides. Lineage: Eukaryota; Metazoa; Rotifera; Eurotatoria; Philodinida; Philodinidae. The record is from the annotation of a GenBank genome assembly.
CAUCCAACAUCACAUGACAAACGAACAUUACUCGUACGACUUCUGUUCACCUCUUUUGCUCACUUCGAAGCAAAGGUUGGUGUUGGUGUUGGUGUGGGUGUGGGUGUCGGUGUGGGUGUGGAUGUGGGUGUGGAUGUGGGAUGUGUGGGUUUGUAUGUGGUUGUGGGUAUGGGUUGGUGUGGGUGUGGGUUUAGGUAGAAAGGGGGAACACCUACACCGAAGCGCACGCUCACACCCACGCCCACAUCCACACCCACGUCCACGCCCACACCCACACCGACAUCCACAGACCCACACCCACACCCACACCCACACCGACACCCUCACCCACAGGGACAUCCGAUACCCACACCGCGCGCCCACACCAAAUACAAAUUCAUCGAAGAUGUAGUAUGAGGUAGUGUAGAUCUAGUUGGUUCUGGCAUUGGUGGUGCUGCUGGUGGUGUUUUUAAGAUAGCGGGUGCGGCAAGCAAAGGUUUAGCAGCGUUAACAUUCGAUCAAGACUAUUAAAAUGCUCGUAUCGCUCGUAAAGAAGCGGCUGGACAUUGAGUAUCUGGCGGCAUUCUAAGUGGAAAAAAUGUUGGUAAGGUUAGUGUAUUGAUUCUGCUUAUUAUUAUUUUCAUGAUUAUAUAUUCAUUGUUUCGAAUAGGAUGUUGUUCAUGGUGUGAAGGGUGUCGUAAGGAAAUCAGUAUCUGGUCCGAAAAAACGAGGCACAACUGGCUUUGCCAAAGGUUUGGGUAAAGGUUUCCUUGGUAUUGUUGCAUGAUCAGGAAGUUGUGUUGCUGAUUUUACUAUUACAUCAUUUGAUUUGAUCAAACGGUGAGUAGAUUUUCUUUUGUUGAUCAAAUCUUUGGAUUGUGCGAUCUUUGUAGAAUUGCUGCGCAUGAAGGAGUCGUUCAUCGUUUUGGAUCUCCACGACAUGUUAGUCGAGAUGGUAUUAUUCAAUCUUCUAAUGGUCGUGAACAGAGACUCAACGAUGAAAAGCAUGGCCCAUUAGAUACUUAUAUUGCUCAUAUUGAUUGUACUGAAGAUUUGUCUACUAUCCUUUUGGCUAGAUUCAAACGAUUAUUAGUGAUAAGUAGAAAAUUCGACUCGUCAGAUGUCUAUGAAGUUGAAUGGGAUUGUCAUUACAAAGCCUUGAAGGGACCGCCUGUUGUCAAGUUCAAACCAAGCGAAAUUCAAAUUCAUUUAAAAGAACCAAAAGUACCUGGUUUAAUUAAAAAAGAUCGACCGCAUGAAACAUCGGUCUCGUAUCGAAGUACAGGCGAAGCUCGAUAUAUCGUCGAUAAAAUCACCCAAAUUAUGCGUGCUAAGGAACUUUAA